CACCCAGGUCAAAUCUCCUCCGGUUACUCCCCAGUCUUGGACUGUCACGCUGCCCACAUUGCCUGUAAGUUCGACACCUUGUUGGAGAAGAUCGACAGAAGAACUGGUAAGUCCUUGGAGUCCGCGCCUAAGUUCGUCAAGUCCGGUGACCCCGCCAUUGUCAAGAUGGUCCCAACCAAUCCAAUGUGUGUUGAGGCUUUCACCGACUACCCACCUUUGGGCAGAUUCGCCGUCAGAGACAUGAGACAAACCGUUGCUGUCGGUGUCAUCAAGGCUGUUGAGAAGACCGACAAGGACAGUAAGGUCACCAAGGCUGCUCAAAAGGCUGCCACGAAGUAA
Molecule: messenger RNA, 339 nt
Organism: Metschnikowia bicuspidata var. bicuspidata NRRL YB-4993
Lineage: Eukaryota; Fungi; Ascomycota; Pichiomycetes; Serinales; Metschnikowiaceae
Product: translation elongation factor EFTu/EF1A
Exons: 1
Source: RefSeq, a predicted model, not a curated record